Molecule: messenger RNA, 2607 nt
Organism: Adineta steineri
Lineage: Eukaryota; Metazoa; Rotifera; Eurotatoria; Adinetida; Adinetidae
Source: the annotation of a GenBank genome assembly
AUGAGUUCAACAUUUCGUCAUUGGAAAGAUCGAUUGCAAUGUUCAACUAAGCGAAAUAUAUGUCAAAGUCAUUUAUUAAUUGAUGAUGAAUUCAAAAACCUGCGUCAUACAACUGAUUUAUUAUUAAAUGAUAAUAAUUUAUUAAAAGCUCGUAUCGAUAAAUUAGAUGAAAGAUAUCAACAAUGGAUAAAUGAUGAACAAAAUUUUUUAUUAAAACGUAUUGAAAAUCUUGAAAAUGAAAAUCAUCAAUUACUUGAAAUUUAUCUAACUUAUCAAAUACAAAAUGAAACAUGUAUACGAUCAAUAACGGAUUUAAUUAUGAAAAUACUCUUAACUCAACAGGAUGAUAGUCGAUGUACUAAUAAUGAUCAAACCACAUGGCUUCAUCAACGAUUGAUGAAUGUUAGCGAACAAGAUCAGCAAACAACAAAUCAUUCAUUGGUAUUCAAUAAUCAAUCACCAACAGUGGCUACUGUUAAAUCUAAAUCUGAUAAAUCAUCAUCAUCAUCAUCCACAACUGGUUUAUCGAAUAGAAUAUAUUUUCUUAUGAAUAAAGAAAAAACAUUACAUGAGAAUCGUCGUUUACCAGGUAUUAAUAUAGUACCUAUUGAUGAUGUAAAUGCAUCUCCUCGUAAACAACAAUCAUCGGUAACGUUUAAUAAAAAUAUCUCAAGUCAACAACAAACACGUACUACGUAUCCUAACCAUGAAAGAUUAUCAACACAAACAACACAUCAUACAUCAUCUACUGGUAAAAACAUACCGAUAACAUCCAUAUCUAAACCAAGUCGAGUUCCAACAACUACAAUUCGUCCACAAACAACAAAUAUUCGACAACGUCCUUCUGCUCCUUCAACUAUAAAUCAAAAGACAGUUUCAUCAUCUUCCAUAACUAAUAAAUCAGUUCGACCUCGAUAUACAUUAGCGAAAUCAUCCGAAACACCACGAUCUGCUGGGACAAUAGCAACAACAACAACAACAACAAUAACAACAGCGCCAGUACGUCCUACAAAAAAAACAUUGAUUGUUAAUAAACCCAAUCUAACUGCCACAAAACCAACUACAAAUAGUAUUAAGACACGUAAACCAAUUGUCAAUCAACAAUCAGCACGCGUUUCUGAUCUUGAUGUAUUGAUGGCUGAACGACAAAAAACUACUACGACAUCUAAAAAAUCAACAAUUGUUACACCAUCACCUGUAGUUAAUAAUAUUCAACAAUCAUUAUUUCGUAAAGAUAAAAUAAAAGUAGUUCGACCUGUUCGUAGUCAAGAAUUAAAAUUAUUCUCGUGUCAUUUAACACCAAAAAUACCACCAACAGUACCAAAUGAAAUAAUAUAUCAAACAAAUGAAUCACUUUCAACUUUAACACCAUCAUCAUUUGAAUCAAUUGCUGAUAAUAAACCAAUAGAAAAAAAAGAAGAAUGUUCAGAUUCAUCUUCUAAUGUUAUAAGUAUUAACAGAGAUUUUUCAGAAGAUAGUCUUAAUGAACAUUAUUAUAUUCAAAAAUUACUUCAAAAAAAUGCAUCGAUUAAUUCAACAAAAAAGAAUGAUCAUAUACAAGAUCAAUCAUCAGAAAGUGACAUACCACUAAUAACUCCAAUAAAAACUGAAACAUCUGUCGAUUCAGCAUAUGGUAAUGGUUCAAUUGAACAAGAAAAUAAAGAAACUAAUACGAAAAAUGGAUAUUUUCUUUUAACAAAUGAUAAGUUAACUGUUCAAGAUAAUCAAUUGUUAUCAAAAGCAAAAUCAUCAUCACAUAAAUCUUUAGUACAUCGUCUAAUAUUUCCAGCACGGCUUGGUCGGAUGAUAUUUUAUCGACGAAUAUUAUCUGAUUCUGAUAUUUAUCAAAAAAUUUGUACAAAAGAUAACGAAAUUUAUCAUAAUGUCUAUCAUUUAGAUACAAUACGUGAUUAUUCAAUGGAAUUUUAUAUGAUAACAACAUAUGCUUCAGACUCGCAAUUACGUGCUUGGGUUGAUAGUAAUGAUGAUGAAAUAGUUAAUAAUGUAUGUCAUAUGGAUGAAAAUCGAUUUCAAAUUGAUGAUUAUAAUUUUGAUUAUGAUGAAAAUCAAAUAGAAAAAAUGGAUAAUAGUGAUAGUCUAAUUGAAGAAGAAGAAGGAGAACUUGAUUGGUAUUCAGAACUUGAAAUAUUAAAUUUAUCAUCUAAUAAUCAACAAGAUAAACAAGAAAGUACAUCGAGUUGCUCAAGUAAACUUCAUGUUGAAGAGUUAUUACAUGCUGAAUUGUUUUCAUUAUCAAGUCCAACAACAACUACAUCAGUUGAAUCAUCCAGUUCAACCGGUUUAGGUUCAGCAUCAUGGACUAUACCAAAAGAUACAUCGGAUCCAUUUCAAUCAACUCCAAAUUCCUAUGAUAAUACCAAUCAAAGUAAUUCAAUACUUCGUGAAAUUCUCAAUCAUUCAUGGACAGAUCAUAUGCCAAUAUCAAGUGGUCUUUCUGAUGAAAGAAAUUUUGAACAAUAUGAAAAUGAUUCCACAUCAUCCAUAAUAACUGAUGAAUUUCAAUCGGAUUUCUAUUAUUUAUGUCCAGUUACGAAUACAACAAAUUUUUCAAAAACUGAUCCUAAAACAUUGUUUCAUGAUGUUUAA